Colletotrichum abscissum is the source of this 834-nucleotide messenger RNA. Its product is annotated as citrinin biosynthesis oxidoreductase CtnB. Gene Ontology annotation, cellular component: cytoplasm; nucleus. The record is from RefSeq and is a predicted model, not a curated record. Bases 1 to 834 code for a protein of 277 amino acids. The transcript has a single exon. Gene Ontology annotation, molecular function: hydrolase activity. Lineage: Eukaryota; Fungi; Ascomycota; Sordariomycetes; Glomerellales; Glomerellaceae. Gene Ontology annotation, biological process: secondary metabolite biosynthetic process.
AUGCCAAGCGCUACAUCGCCGCCGCCGGGCCCUGACCCCACCCUCCACCUCCCGCGUAUCCUCUGCCUCCACGGCGGCGGCGUCAACGCCUCCGUCUUCAAGGUCCAGUGCCGCGCCCUCAUCUCCCGUCUCAAGAACAGCUUCCGUCUCGUCUUCGUCGACGGACCCUUCAUGUGCGCCCCUCACCACGACAUCGUCUCCGUCUAUGGCGACUAUGGUCCCUUCCGCCGCUGGCUCCGUUGGCUUCCUGAGCACCAGGCCGUAGACGCCGAGACGGCGUCCGCCGAGAUCCACUUCCAGCUACGCAUGGCAAUGGACGACGACGACGCCAUCGGCGCGACGGGGGAGUGGGUGGGGUUGCUGGGAUUCAGCCAGGGGGCCAAGAUCAGUGCCAGCUUGAUGUACACGCAACAACAGCUGAAGAAGAAGUACGGCAAGCGCAUCACGUCGGCGGGCGGCUCAGCAGACUGGAAGUUUGGCGUGCUGCUCGCGGGCAGAGCGCCGUUGAUUGUACUCGACGACAGGUUAGAAGUGCCGCAGGGUGUUGGCGACGCAGCUGAGGCGAGCGUCGAGUUCCACGACUGGCCGACAGGCCCUGGAACGGACCACGUCUUGAAGCUGCCGACGAUUCACGUCCACGGCAUGAAGGAUGCUGGGUUAGACCAUCACCGGGUGUUGCUCAAGCAGUAUUGCCAACCGGGUACGACACGAUUGGUCGAAUGGGACGGUGCUCACCGCGUGCCUAUCAAGACAUGGGACGUGGAAGCGGUCGCGACACAGAUUCUCGAUCUCGGAAGGGAUCUGGGAAUCGUGAGGGAGGAGAUUGAGGUAUAG